Mesoplodon densirostris (Blainville's beaked whale) is the source of this 2367-nucleotide messenger RNA. It is a transcript of the gene CDC42, whose product is annotated as cell division cycle 42. The transcript has 6 exons. Bases 362 to 937 code for a protein of 191 amino acids. NCBI's taxonomy places the organism in Eukaryota, Metazoa, Chordata, Mammalia, Artiodactyla, Ziphiidae. The record is from RefSeq and is a predicted model, not a curated record. Gene Ontology annotation, cellular component: dendritic spine. Gene Ontology annotation, molecular function: GTP binding; GTPase activity. Gene Ontology annotation, biological process: modification of synaptic structure; small GTPase-mediated signal transduction.
CAGCGGUCCCGCAGCCCGACGCCUUGUCCCGCGGGGUGGGCCUGGUCACCGCUUCUCUGGUCUCCUUUAUUCCUGCCUUAGGUCGAGUUCCUAAUAGCAUUUACAUUUCCUUCUCCAACUCGCCCUGCCUAUUCAGCUGAAGCUUCCCUUUCAGGGAGUUACCUAACCACCUCCCGAAACUGUCGUUCUGCCGUUUGCCUAAUUCCUCUCUUUAGGGGGAAAUUUUCUUUGUUCGUUUUUUUUUUUUUUGUCCUCCCCUUUAAGUCCAAGAGAAAUGCAGUGGGGAAGAUUACGUCAUCGCAAUAUAAGGGGUCAUCAUCAAAUUUGAAAUAUUUAAAGUGGAUACAAAACUGUUUCAGCAAUGCAGACAAUUAAGUGCGUUGUUGUGGGCGAUGGUGCCGUUGGUAAAACAUGUCUCCUGAUAUCCUACACAACAAACAAAUUUCCAUCUGAGUAUGUACCGACUGUUUUUGACAACUAUGCAGUCACAGUUAUGAUUGGUGGAGAGCCUUAUACUCUUGGACUUUUUGAUACUGCAGGGCAAGAGGAUUAUGACAGAUUACGACCGCUGAGUUAUCCACAAACAGAUGUAUUUCUAGUCUGUUUUUCAGUGGUCUCUCCAUCCUCAUUCGAAAAUGUGAAAGAAAAGUGGGUGCCUGAGAUAACUCACCACUGUCCAAAGACUCCUUUCUUGCUUGUUGGGACCCAGAUUGAUCUCAGAGAUGACCCCUCUACUAUUGAGAAACUUGCCAAGAAUAAACAGAAGCCUAUCACCCCAGAGACUGCUGAAAAACUGGCCCGUGACCUGAAGGCUGUCAAGUAUGUGGAGUGUUCUGCACUUACACAGAAAGGCCUAAAGAAUGUAUUUGACGAAGCAAUAUUGGCUGCCCUGGAGCCUCCAGAACCGAAGAAGAGCCGCAGGUGUGUGCUGCUAUGAACGUCUCUCCAGAGCCCUUUCUGCACAGCUGGUGUCGGCAUCAUACUAAAAGCAAUGUUUAAAUCAAACUAAAGAUUAAAAAUUAAAAUUCGUUUUUGCAAUAAUGACAAAUGCCCUGCACCUACCCACAUGCACUCGUGUGAGACAAGGCCCAUAGGUAUGGCCCCCUUCCCCCUCUCAGUACUAGUUAAUUUUGAGUAAUUGUGUAUUGUCAGAAAAGUGAUCAGUACUAGUUUUUGUUUUGUUGUUUCAAAAAAAUUAUUAUUUUUUUUUUUGUUUAAAAGCAAGGCAUGCUUGUGAUGACUCUGUAACAGACUAAUUUGGUUGUUGAAGCUGUUUCCGGGUUCCACUCUGGCGAGUAAUCUGGGAUAUCUAGUUAUUUUUUUUCUUUUCUUUUUUUUGGGGGGCGGGAGAGUGUGUGUGGGAUUUGUUUUUAUUUAGUCAUGUUUUUUUUAAUUCAUUAACCAUUGGACAGCCCUUAAGGGGAGGAGGAUAGAUUGAUUCCACAUUCCACUUCCUAGAUCUAGUUUAGAAAACGUGUUCCCCACCUGGUGCUCUUAGGAAGGAGUAUAGUAAACGCCUCAUUUAAUAAUAUACUCCUUUUUGAAAGUUGCCUUUUCUCUCCACCCUUGAGUAGGUCCAGUAUUUGAUGAAACUCAUGAAAGUGGGUGGAACCUGUCUUGCCCCUCCUCUUUUCUAGGAUGCACUAUAUAUGUGACUGUGACUCUCAAGGAAAUUUGUUUGCCAUUUGCUGAUUUUUUUUGAAGUUAAUUUCUAACUUCUUUCACUGAUAAAUGAAAAAAAGUAUUGCACCUUUUGAAAUACACCAAAUGGAGUACGUAAUUAAAAAACAUUUUUUUUCCCUGUCAGUCAUUGUCUUAAUAUGCUUAGCAUAGAUGUGCAGCUUAAUAGUGUAUGAUACAGUGUUCCUAGAACACAGCUGAAGAGCUGGUAUAUAGAGGAAAUCCGAGGGGUGGUGCUAGAAGACAGAUGUCUAUGGGAUGAUUCACAUCCUCUUUCAAGUUAUGAGGAUGGAGACCUGCUUCAUUAAGAAGCUGGGGGUGGGGUGGGGUAGGGUGGGGGUGGGGAGAACAUUUAACAACAUGGGGACCAGUCAGGGGAAUCCCCUUAUUUCUGUUUUGCAUAUGAGGAACCCUAGAGCAGCCAGGUGAGGCUCUCUAGUUUAAUAAAAAUCCUGGGGAGAGUCUUAUGAAGACUCUUCAUAAGUGUUAAUAGGAAUUUUAUCAGCUUAUUUUGGUUGCAGUUUCCAAGUCUUAAAAAUGUUAGGUAAUCUUCCCCACCUUCCCCAAAUCCUACUUCUUGUAGAUUUCAUUAGUGUUGAACCAAUGCUUUCUCAUGUCUGAAUUCUUUGUAUAUGCAUUCUUUUCAGAUGUAUUAAACAAACAAACAAAAAAACCCAUUACAAGUCA